AUGGUAGGAUGUGGCUCUCGUGGCUAUGUAGGACCAAGAGGAUUACCAGGAACAGAUGGAGUUCCUGGUAAUGCUGGUCCCGUUGGUUCUCCAGGUUCUCACGGUCCUAAAGGAGUUAAGGGUAAUAUGGGACUUCCUGGUCAGAAAGGAAGCCAGGGCCCUCAAGGGUCUCCUGGUCCGGAGAUGAGUGAAGACAUAUUGAAACGCUACUUUUCACCAAUAAAGAACCUGACCGAAAGGGUGCAAAAACUUGAAGGCAAAGUUCAAUUGGGUCCGGAUCCCGUUGCUGCUUAUCUCUACGGAUCAUCUGGUGGUAACCAACAAAUUUCGGGAGUUGUAACCUACUGGCAGACCUCGAGUCCGUCAUAUCUACUGGGAGGUAUAACAUAUCAAAACGGAGCGAUCACUAUUCCAAUCAAUGGACUUUACUACCUCUAUCUUAAUGCAUACUUUCAAAUCAGAUCAAGAGACACCAGGCUGACGCUUAGAGUAAACGGAAAUAGAGCAACAGAGACUGGGAGCUACGCGAAUCACUCGAAUAGUCAAUAUAAUUCUAACUACGUAGCGGUGAUACUGCAGCUACGAAAGGGUGAUAAAAUUGACAUCUCGCUGGGUGGAGGUGAAAUGUACACAGGUGGCCCUUGGACGUACUUUGGAGCCUAUAAACUUCACUAA
Corticium candelabrum is the source of this 675-nucleotide messenger RNA. RefSeq names its product collagen alpha-2(VIII) chain-like. Gene Ontology annotation, molecular function: tumor necrosis factor receptor binding. Bases 1 to 675 code for a protein of 224 amino acids. Lineage: Eukaryota; Metazoa; Porifera; Homoscleromorpha; Homosclerophorida; Plakinidae. Gene Ontology annotation, biological process: immune response. The record is from RefSeq and is a predicted model, not a curated record. Gene Ontology annotation, cellular component: membrane. The transcript is spliced from 8 exons.